Messenger RNA from Camelina sativa (false flax), 1875 nucleotides. Its product is annotated as protein PHLOEM PROTEIN 2-LIKE A10. NCBI's taxonomy places the organism in Eukaryota, Viridiplantae, Streptophyta, Magnoliopsida, Brassicales, Brassicaceae. The record is from RefSeq and is a predicted model, not a curated record.
CGUUAUCCAAUCAAACCGAACCGAAAUUAAAUGUUACUAACAUUUAGUAUAAUUUUUGUUAUCCAACUUGUCGUCUCUCUUCCAAGUUCCAACCUUGAAUUGUCGUCUUGGUUCUCUCACACCUCACACACGAAUCACGCCAAUUUCAUUUUCAUGCAUCGCUCUAUUUUCCUUAUCCUCCUCUCCUCUCUUAUCUCCUAAUUAAACUGAUCUGUCUCCAUUCAUGUUGUUAGGGUCAAUAACAGAAUCUCAUUCUUAUAAUUCCCCGUUUUUUCGGAUCACAAUCACAAACCCUAGCUUUCUCUCUAGAUCCUUCCUUUUCUCUAUAAAGCUUUGAUUUUUGUAAUUGGGUCUUUUUGUGAGAUUCGAUUGUUGUUGAAUGGACCUUCUUCGAUUGGGAGAAAAGGGUAUCUUUUUAUCUCAGAGAAGAAGGAAAUGGCUGAUUCUAAUGGCGAUUUCUGGAGUUUCUGGUUAUGGAGUUUACAAAGUUUAUCAUUUGCCAUCCGUCGCCAGAAAAAGGAAACGUCUUUUCAAGAUUCUCGGAGCUUUUGUCUCUGUUGCUGAAUUGAUCUCUGAUUCAGCUGAGACCGUGAGUAUCGUUACACGAGACUUGAAGGCUUUUCUCAGUUCUGAUUCAGACGAUAUCCCCAAUAGCUUGAAACAGAUCGCUAAGAUCACCAGGUCGAACGAGUUUACGGAUUCGGUCUCUAGGGUUUCUCAGGCUCUGACGAUUGGUGUCUUUCGUGGGUAUAGUUUAGAAUCGGCUAGUGUUGGUGAUGAUUCAGGAAUUGUGAAAUCGGAGUCUAGUGUUGUUGAUAGAGUGAUUGAUAAGGUUUUCUCAAAGGCUGGAUCUGGUUUUGUUUCAGUUGUUGUUGGUAGCUUUGCUAAGAAUCUUAUUCUUGGCUUUUACUCUGAUGAGCUCGUGACUGGUGUCAAAUGUAAGGGUUCUGAUUCUUCAGAGACACCUCCUAAGUGGGUGAGUUUGCUUUGUGAUGAUAAGUGUAGAGAGCUUUUAGCUGAUUGUAUUCAGAGAUUCACCAGCACUGCAGUUGCUGUGUAUCUUGACAAGACGAUGGACAUCAAUACUUAUGAUCAAAUCUUUGAGGGGUUGACGAAUCCGAAGCAUCAGGAUAGUGUCAAGGACGUUCUUGUUUCGGUUUGUAACAAUGCUCUCGAGACUCUCGUUAGGACAUCUCAUGAAGUGUUUACAUCUUCAAAGUCUAGUAAUGUGAUAGAAGAGAUUGAUGGUGACGAUUUGAAGAGUAAUGGUUCCUCUAGAAGCAAGAUGGUUUCGGAGUCAGGAGAUGAUGGGAUCAAGAGUAAUGGGUGGGCUGAGACUAUCUCAACGACAUUGGCAGUUCCGAGCAAUCGAAGGUUUAUGUUCGAUGUAACAGGAAGAGUAACAUUAGAAACGACAAGAUCAAUCAUGGCAUUUAUAAUGUUGAAAACGUUUCAAGGUUUCAGAAAAAGUAUCAAUGUGGUUAAUGAAGAGGUUACAGACAGAGGACGCCAAGUAGUUGGUUAUGUCGGAGCCAAAUCUUCUGUUAUAAUCACUGUGUGCCUCGCCUUGUACUUGCACGUCAUAAGCGGCUGUGUUCGGAAUCCUCCCAUAGGCGUAAGCCAGCAUUUUUAGUCUUUCAGAUGAAGAACAGAACAAUUUGUUGGGAUAUAGAUCUUAUUUUGUUAGGUACACAAGAUUUAUCAGCUCUUUGUUUAUAGUUGGAGCUGAGAAUAUUUGUAAAGGUUGUGUGCGUGUGUAUGUGCACAACUUGAUUCUUAUUAAUGGGGAUUAUAUAUGUAUAUAUACACGUUGAAAUGGUUCUUGGCACAUUGAAGUUUAAGAUAUAUAAUAGUCUUUAGAACUGAUUCAUAAUC